Messenger RNA from Ananas comosus (pineapple), 2882 nucleotides. RefSeq names its product heterogeneous nuclear ribonucleoprotein 1-like. Bases 1474 to 2487 code for a protein of 337 amino acids. The record is from RefSeq and is a predicted model, not a curated record. Gene Ontology annotation, molecular function: RNA binding. Gene Ontology annotation, cellular component: nucleoplasm. The transcript has 7 exons. Gene Ontology annotation, biological process: regulation of gene expression. NCBI's taxonomy places the organism in Eukaryota, Viridiplantae, Streptophyta, Magnoliopsida, Poales, Bromeliaceae.
AACUCUCCGUCACGUUCCGUUCCUUCGUUCGUUCGCUCGUCCCCUCCUCAACCCCUUCCGAUGGAACCCUAACACUCUUCGUUUCCCCCUUCUCCCCCUUCGACUCCAUUUUCGCCGCUCUCGCAGGUGCAGAAUGAAGAUGUGGUCAUCCAGUAGCUGUGGACUGACGAAAUGGACAUGAAAAAUGAGAUGGGAGAAGUAAUGAUAAAUGGAACUUCUAGUCAGAUCGAAAUGCGGCAGCAGGAAAGCUACUGGAAAUCUCCAAGGAUUACUUGUGGAUCAAACUGUUAGGACAUGUUUGGUUCACAUAUUUUAGACUAUGAAAUUGGAAUGAGAUUUAUUGAUUUCAAUAGUUAUCGUUCCUUUUAAAGGAAUCGGAUUCCGACUUCCAUUCCAUGCUAGAAUGGAAAUGAUCAAAUUCAUUUAUGGUCCAAUCCAGUUUUGAAUGUCGGAUUGGUUCGUUCCAAAAUAAACUAUUCAAAAUUUUCUUUCACCAAUACCUUUCCUUCUCUCCCUUCGUCACUUUUUUCUCUCUUAAUCAAAACUUUCUUUAAAAAAGUCUAGCUUUUUCUUCUGAUAUUCAUUCCAAUAAUGAGCCAAAUAUUUUUGGAUUAUUCGUCAGUUCAUUUUUCAUUCCUAUUUCAAUUUCGAGCCAAGCAUGCAUGCAAUAUAGUAAGUGAAGGUUGUGAGUAAAUGCUGCUGAGCAAUUAUUCAUUCUGAGUUGGUUUCCCCUGUGAAAAGCCUGUAUAGAUAGCAACAUACUGUCAUUGACCCACUGUUGAGCAGCUUGUGUGUCAUCUUGUCAUCUAAUAACGGUAGAUGUCUUUGGGUUUCUCCCAAAAACUAUGUCAACAAUCAUAUUGAUUUUGAUUAGUUUCCAAGUUAUCGAUAUACCAGAGGUAAUUUCUCUCGCGAACGCGCAUUGUUGCUCUUAAAGCUUCGACCAAAGAAAUGGAAACUUAGGCAAGUUGAUAGAUAAAAAUCGAGAGCACAUUGCUCUGGAGAGAAAGCCGAAAUGAGCUUUUGGAUCCGCAAAUCUGAAGUUUCAGUUCGGACAUGAGCUUUUGGCUUGCGUAGGAAGUUUCAAGAGACCAUUCCAAUAAAAAACCUGUGGAAGGCGCGGUGCUUGUAGGAAUUACUACUAUUGUAUUGGGCCAGGCACAUCUCAGCCCCUUUUAUGAUUAAACUGUUCCAACCAAAAUCGGAGAGAGCCCGAAAUGUUUUGGGCCGAGCUUGGAGUAAAUGGGCCGAUACCCCGGCCCAUUACGUACCUUUUUAAUUUUAAUAAUAACAAACGCUACAUUGGUCGCACGUGUUUCUUUUCGUUUAAAUGGUUGCAAAAAAAAAAACAGAAAAAGAAAAAUCUCGCUCGACUUCCUCGUUGUUGCGAAAGUGUUCGAACAGUUCCUUCCUCGAACGCCAAAAACCCUAGCGUCCCCAACCCACCCCGCCUCACAAGAACCCUAGCUCGCCAUGGGUUCGCAUUCGAAGGAGGGCGCUGGAGCGAGGGAUCACAACGGCGCAAACCCCGGGAAGAUUUUCGUCGGAGGGCUCCACAAGGACACCAAUAUGGCGACAUUCACUAAGCACUUUGGGAAGUAUGGAAACAUAGCAGACUCUGUGAUAAUAAAAGAUAAAUACACAAACCAACCAAGAGGCUUCGGUUUUAUUACCUAUUCCAGUCCUUCGGUUGUUGAUAAAGUUAUUGAGGACACCCACAUCAUCGAUGGAAAACAAGUUGAAAUCAAAAGAACUAUCCCAAGGGGCUCCACGCAAUCUCAGGGUUUCAAAACGAGUAAGAUCUUUGUCGGUGGUAUCUUGCCAACGCUAACAGAAGAGGAGUUCAGAAGUUUCUUCUCAAGGUAUGGGACUGUCGUGGACCACCAGAUUAUACGCGACCAUGAGACCAAUAGAUCUCGAGGCUUUGGGUUUAUUGUAUUUGAUUCCGAACAAGUAGUUGAUGAUUUAGUAGCAAAGGGAAAUCUGAUUGAUUUAGCUGGCACAAAGGUGGAGAUCAAGAAAGCUGAACCAAAGAAAGCUCCAAAUGCACGGCCGCCUGCAUUUGGUAGUGAAUCUAGGGCUCGAUCUUUUUGUGACGACUUUGGCGGCUCCUAUAGCAAUUUUGAGAGAGGUGGGUUUGGCCCUGCCUCCUAUAGGACUUCUGGGGGCUUUGGUGGUAUGAUUGGUGGUUAUGGUGGUGAAUUUGGUGGUGAAUAUGGUGGUGGCUUUAGUGGAGGUUUCGGGAGUUAUUCAGGAGGAUCUUCCGUUGGUUAUUUUAGUCGAUUUGGGUCAUACGGUGGAGGGUUCGGUGAAGGAUAUGGGGGAAGCUUAGGUGGAUAUGCACGUGGGGUUGACAUGGGCUUUGAUGGUUAUGGUGGUGGAUAUGAUUCUGCCUUCGGUUCAGGUUAUGACUCUGUUGCGCCCUACGGUAAUAGGGGAGGUUAUGGUAGUAGUGGUGCAGGUCGGUAUCACCCAUAUGCAAGAUAGGCAGUGUGCUAUACUUCAGUAGAUGGCAUGCCAUGCUAGAAUAAUUCUUUAAAGAAGGUAAAGCUUGAGGCCUUCUAGUUUGCUGGUUAGAAUUCCGUCAGUUCUUUUCUUUGUAGUAACCUUUUCAUGCGAUCUACUACCGGAUACAGGGGCUAGAUGUAUCAUUUCUUAUUGUUCAUCUAUAUGUGAACUCGAGGCUUUUAUGCUAGCUUCUUUUGUUCAAUAUUCAAAUGAUAUGACUUACCACUGGUUUAGUUUAGUUUGCUACUAGGGCGUUAGGUUUCCCAUGAAUUUGUUGAUAUUGUGUUUCUAUUGGUAUUUCAGCUCACACCGUUAUAUAGUUGUGCUGGAAUAUUAUUAAUAUUAUGUGAAUAGUAUUUUUAUUAUUCGUUUUU